CCUGUAAAACCCUACUAAACCCUGAACUUCACAGAAACUAGCUGAGGUCUCUUGCAGCACGAAGGGUUCAAUAAUGGCGGAUGUAUCACUGAAAUCAGCAAAUAAGAAGAAGAGGAAGCUUACAAGCCCCGAGGAUAAAGGAAGACCUUCAAAAACGCGUCGUAGUGAUACCUCAGCGGAAGGGAAUAAAGCCGAUGGAGUUGGAGGUUUUGAAGACGUGGAAAGCAUAGAACUGGAAAAGAAGCUCGAAUUCGGGCGUCCCUGGACGAAUUUACACUUGAUUUUAUCAAUAAAGAACAAAGAUAUUAACCUUCAGAAGAAGGUGGAACUGGCUUAUAAUUUUGUUAUCCGGAAGCCAAAAGGAGACUGUGACAUUGAUGAAGAUCAUGAGACUGUGAAAAUAGCACGGCUAAUAGUUUUUCUGAGUGAUUGGAUCCAGUCAUUGUUAAUUUCUACUGAUAAAAAGAUCACAUUAGAUCAAAAGAAACAUUUAUCUGAAGUAAAAGAGGCUUGUUUGGAUUAUAGAUGUUGGGAGGUCUUCAAGUUCUGCUUGGAGGAGUCUUUGAAAUUGCAUGUUCCUUUGAAUCUCUCACGAAAUCUUUUACGGGGUAUUCGUUGUAUUGCAAAAAAUGCCAUUUCCUUGUUGAAUGACAUGUCUUUGCAUCCAGAUGGAAUAUAUUUUCUUAACGAAGAGUUCAAAGUGUAUACAGUCGUGCUCGAUUGUGUCUCUUUGGUAUUCUCAUCACAUGGUGGCUUGUCAAAUGAAAAUUUGGACUUAUGGGUUUUGACUGUUGAUGCAGUGCUUGAGCUUGUGCUUAAAAGUUACGAACAGAAACUUGAGGGUUGCAGCGCUGGUGUUUUCUCGCUCCGGUUCUCUUGUUUGGUUCUUCAGCCAUUCUCCAAAUUUUUGAGGGUCCACCCUAUUAGAAAAAAUGGAUUCCAUGAUCUCGUAAAUAAGUUACUAGAGCCACUGCUGCACUUAUUGGCGAUAUUGCAAUUACAGAGUGCUGCAAAUAAUUCUGGUUGGACAAGAAACUUACAAAAGGUGGGGGAGGAAGUUUUAUCUCAUGGAUUGUUUCAUUCAGUCCAUAUCGAUGGAUUUUUGAGCUUACAGGGAAUGGAGAAGUAUUCUGUGCCCACUGAUGGAAAAUCGGAAGACUCAAAAAUGGUUAAUAAGAGUUAUCAUAGACAUUUAUUUGAUAAACUGGAAAAGAUGGCUGCUGCAAAGAAGGAAUUCGUAUUGAUUGGAGUAGGAGAACUUUUUCACAUACUUGUUGAUCAGGUGAAAAAGCGGAAUGGAGCUUCAAUGCUGUACACAGAUAGCAAAGUUAAUGGAAAAUCAGAGGAUGCAAGCCGUUCUGUAUUGGAUUUAUCAGGUCAUGUGUCUAAAAUGUUCUCUGGAAGUGACAGUGCAAGGCCUGAUAAGAGUUACUUCCCAGGAAAUUUAAAUUCUGGAGCAAAAAAAUCACUUAUUAAUUUUUUUGCUCACGUUAUGGAUCCUCUUUUGCGCCACAUGAAUGGCUAUGUUCAAGCUAAAAUGGAAGUUGGCCCUCUAUUGUUGGAUGCCCAUUGCGUGCUCAAAUCCAUCAAUAGUUUACUUGCUAGCUUCAUAAGGGAAAAGUUAUACGUAAAAGCAGAGGAUUUCUCUGAAGGAGCUUGCCUUAAUUUCUUAAAGAAGAUUUAUGAUGCAAUUGUGUCAGCUGCUUCCAAUUUGCUCUGUUUUUCGAACCAGAAUAUGGAUGUUGAGAUGCAGAAAUUGUUAGCUUCAUUAGCUAAAGAGCUACUUGCCGCUUUAGGAUAUCUUUUGGAUAUUGAAUAUGAAGUCACUGGGAAUGAUUUAACAAUUUUAUGGCUUAUAAUUCUUUCUUUUCUGGCCCUUGGCUCCUCAUUUACAAGUGCUGUGGAUCAGUGCCUGUUAACUUCUCAGAUAUUGGACCUUGGAUGCCAGCUGGUUAAGCUCUAUAGUGAACUUCGCCAGGUGGAGAACAUUGUGUUUUCCCUAUGUAAAGGUAUCAGGCUUAUAAUGACAUGUGACAUUGAUCAUGAACAAAGUUAUGCAAGUUUCUUGCCCUGCACAACUUCUCCACCUUAUGGAACAUAUAGGAAGUCUGUAGAAAUUCUAUUAUGCUCACGGGAGUUUAACCUUACUGUCCACAAAGCUAUAAAGUCCAUACCAGAAGGGAAUGCAAAAGAAUGUAUUCGGCUGCUAAUUUUAGAUUUCUCAGAGUCCAUGGCAUGGAUGAAAGAAGGUUGUUCAUUGGCUGGUGGAAAGGAAUUGGGAGGACUUAAUGUGGAAAGUUCUAGCAUGCUGGGUUUCGAUCAGCAAGCAGAACUAUUUGGAAGGGGAUUAUCGGAAAUGUAUGCUUUGGUGGUAGAUUCACUGAUUGUCACCACGGGGAACAGUAGCCUAGUUGCAGAUUCUAUCGAGGACCUGAUGAAUGUAAUCCGCCCAUACAUGUGUAAUUUGGUUGGGGAACUGAAUGCUGCUAAUGACUUCCUUUUCUUUGUCGUAGGAAGUGCUUUUGACUAUGAGGUGGGUGAAAACAGUAGUAGUAUGUUGAAAUUUAGAGCAUCCAGUCAUUGGGUCUUUGUAUUCUUCUUUCGAAUGUACAUUUCUUGUCGAAACUUAUAUAGGCAAACUAUCAGCCUCAUGGCUCCAGAUAAAGCAAGAAAGAAGUCUGCAGCAAUGGGGGAUUCAUUUACAGCCUUUUCUGGAAGGGAUUGGAUAGAAAAAACUGACUGGACCAAGGAGGGUUAUUUUUCUUGGAUUCUGCAGCCUUCAAAUUCUCUUCUUACUGUCAUCCAGUCUGUAUCUGACAUUUAUCUUAAGGAUGGAAUCUCAGAUUGCUUUCCUGUGAUUCCUGUAUUUCUGAUGAUGGCCCUUCAAAGGCUUGUUGAUUUGAACAGGCAGAUAAAGUCUUUAGACUAUUUAUUGCAAACAAAUGAUCUUCUUCAGCUUGAUUCGCUUGAUGAUGGUGAGUUGUCAUCGUUGCGGAAGAAAAACAAAAAGUGGAGAAGGCGUUUAUCGGUUCUUAAGCAAGAGGCAGUGAGUCUAACUGAAUUCAUGAUGGGUUACCUUCCAAUGUUGAGUAGUGAUCCGUCGUCGAUCUUCUUUUCUGAUGAUGCAGCUUGUACGAAUGCACUUGUUCAAAAUCUACAGGAAAGUGAUAAAUGGGAUUUUGGUCUUGGCACUUUGACCAUGAAGUCAUUGCCCACUGCCAUAUGGUGGAUUCUUUGCCAAAAUACUGAUAUUUGGGGCGCUCAUGCUGCUAAAAGGAAGUUGAAAAUGUUCCUCUCACUCUUGAUCUGUGCUUCCCUUCCCUCUAUGAGAAACGGCUUUGCAGAGACUGGAAAGCACCCUGUUGACAAAGCUGGUUUGCUGAAACUAACUUUGCAUCAAAUAUCAUCAGAGCUUCUAAGUGAUGCCAUUCUGUAUGAAAAUAAAUUUGUUUGCAGGCAUUUGCCAUCAAGGUUUUGCCAUAUAUUGGAGAAAUCAGUGCUACCAUUAUUUAAUAACCUUCCAGAUGGGGAUUUAGAUUUUGAUUCAUCACCAAAUUGGGCAGAGGUUUUGAGUGCUCUUGAAAACUCAUCAAGGCUUGUGUCAAGCAGGAAGUCUAGCAUCCAUGAUUUUUCACAGGAAAAGCUUAUUGCUUGUUCAUCCGAUAAGUUACCUAGUGGAAUUUGCCAAGAACAGAAAGCCCUUAAAUUAACAGGAGAUGUGAAGUUUACAGAUUGUCGAAGUUUGCUUGAUCUUUUGUGUUGGAUGCCAAAAGGAUAUAUGAACUCCAGAUCGUUCCCACUAUAUGCUACCUAUAUACUCAACCUUGAAAGGCUCAUUGUUCGCAGCUUAUUAGAAUGCCAGGAUGCACUAUCCUCACAUGCAAAUUAUGAGCUCUUGAAAUUGCUUGUUUCCUGUCGGAGGGUUUUGAAGUAUCUACUCAUGGAAUUCUGCGAGAAAACAGAAGCUAGCCAAUGCCUACUUAUUCCAUUUUUCUCUGAGAGCUCAUUCAUUAUUUUAUGGCUUUUCAAGUCAGUCUCUGUGGUGAUCAGGCUUCAAGAAGCCUUAUUAGGAAAAAAUUCUGAUAAAGGUAGAGAAACGAUGUUCUCAUUGAUUGAUCAUACAUCUCAUGUGCUUUUGACACUAAGCAGAUAUCAGUUUCGCGACACAGUUCAUUCCCUUUUGGCUGCUGGGAGCUCUUCUGUAGAAGACUGCUGCUCUGGCGUUGCCCAUGAGCAGAAUUACUCUAUCAAAGAUAUGGAAAUUUGUAAAAGUGUGUCCCAUAUAGCUGAGAGUUUAAAGGAACAGAUGCAAAACUUACAUACUUUAAAAGGUUCCUUUUCUUGUGAGGAAGUGGAAGUUAGUUGGGCUGUUGUAUAUAUAAACCAAUUAUCUUGCAUAGUUUCUUGCUUUAGUGGGUUGUUUUGGGGCUUAGCAUCUGUUUUGAACUGUAGAGAUGCGGAAGCUAGCAAAGAAAAAGUGAAAUCUCGAAAACGGAAAUGCAAAGAUAUAUCUGAACUUGAUAUUCACAUAAAUGUGUUCUCAGAUUUUGUUAGCCUCUUCUUACAGAUGUUUGUUAUUGAGGAUCAUGAACAGCCUUGGAAUUCAUAUAAUGCUCACAGUCUUCAAGAGUCUGACAACAAGUUUGGUUCAUUGGAUUCAGGUGCAUCCUUGCUAAAAAAAUUUGAUGAGACUGACAUUUUAUGUUGUGAAGAGCACUUACAAACUGGAGCAGCAGUAACCUGCUUGGCGUCAUCUGUCAUGAAUGAUGAUUCUCCCAAUGCUCGUGGUCAUACGUGUGGCUCACAGCUGGAGAACACAAAAUGCCCUUCCAGUAUUCUUGGCGAGGUUGACCCAUACGAAUGCGUAUGCUUAAAUAAGCAUUUUUUGCGAAGUUUUCUGAAGGGUGAUCAUCCCGAAUUUGCAUUUUUGCUCCGAGAGCUACUGAUUGCUUUUGCAGCUAUCUUGAGGCUAAAUUUGAAAAUUAGGUAUACUCCUUUGUUUUCCAAGUUGGUGCCAAUUUUUAUUGGCAUUUCAGAAGUCUUGUUGUUAGAGUUUGCAAACAUGACCGAGAUGCCACUGACCUUUUCAUUUGUCUGGUUAGAUGGUAUUCUGAAGUAUUUGGAAGAAAUAGCAAGUCAGUUUCCCUUGACUAAUCCUACCUUGACCAGAAAUCUGUAUGCCAGACUAAUUGUCUUGCAUUUGAAGGCGUUAGGGAAGUGCAUCUUUUUACAGGGAAAAGAAGCUACUUUAGCUUCUCAUGAGACAGAGUCGAGUACCAAGACACUUGCUAGCCAAAUGGGAUCAUCUGAAGCAGGUUUUGCACAUGGGAAAUCCUUCUUGGAUGAAUUUAAAGCAAGGUUGAGGAUGUCAUUCAAAGUGCUCAUAAAGAAUGCAUCAGAGUUGCAUAUGCUGUCUGCCAUACAGGCUAUAGAGAGAGCACUAGUGGGGGUGCAGGAAGACGGUACAGUAAUAUAUAACAUAAAAACUGGAAGCAUAGGUGGUGGAAAAGUGUCCCCCAUUGUUGCUGCCGGCAUUGAUUGCUUGGAUCUUGUUCUGGAAUAUGCUUCAGGUCGCAAACACUUGAGUGUUGUUAAAAGACACAUUCAGGGUUUUAUUGCUGGUUUGUUCAACAUAAUUCUGCACUUGCAGAAUCCAUUAAUUUUUUAUGAGAGGACGGUUGAUAGUAAAAUUGACAGUUGUCCAGAUCAAGGAUCAGUUAUUCUUAUGUGUGUUGAGGUACUAACAAGAAUUUCUGGAAAACAUUCUUUGUUUCAAAUGGACUCCUGGCAUGUUGGGCAGGCUCUACAUAUACCUGCUGCACUCUUUCAAGAUUUUCAUCAACUUGGACGCUCUGAGGCUCCAGUUCCAUCACACUUUUCCUUAGUUUCCAACAACCAAGACUGUGAUUCUGCUGCCAGCUUGAAUCCAUCUGUUGUAGAUCGGCAAUUCUCCGUAGAACUCUUUGCUGCUUGCUGCCGGUUAUUGUACACAGUUUUGAAGCAUCACAAAAGUGAGAGUGAACAGUGCAUCGUUCUACUUGAGGAAUCUACCUGUGUACUUCUUUAUUGUUUGGAGACAGUGGAUACUAGUUCUCCAGUCGGAAAAGAGUGCUUUUCAUGGAAAGUGCAGGAGGGAGUAAAGUGCGCAUCUUUUCUCCGACGGAUUUAUGAAGAGUUAAGACAACAGAAAGAUGUCUUUGGGCGGCACUGUUUCAAUUUUUUAUCCGCUUACAUAUGGGUUUAUUCGGGAUAUGGUCCUCUUAAAACUGGCAUCAAGAGGGAGAUAGAUGAAGCUCUGAGACCUGGUGUCUAUGCUUUAAUUGAUACUUGCUCAGCUGAUGAUCUUCAGUAUCUUCAUACUGCAUUUGGUGAGGGACCUUGUAGAAACACGCUGGCUACCCUGAAACAUGAUUACAAGAUGAAUUUCCAGUAUGGGGGAAAAGUCUAAUCUUUAUUUCACCAUUAGUCUAUUCGACCCAUUAGGUAAAGAUGAAGUUUUGAUUCAGCUCCUAGCACAGGUGACUCCGUAAACUUGUAUGUGGACUGUAAGUCAUUGAUAUGCAGAAAAGAAAAGGUACUCAGCGCACACAAGGUUCUGGUUGUGGUGGCCGAGUUCAGGAAGGUUGUACACACCCACAUUGUGGAAGAGAUGUUUUCAUAGUUUGAACCUGUAUCACUGAGGCUGCAAAACAUAGUCGUGAAAAGGACGAGAGUGAUAUGAAAGAUUCGGAUGGAGUGACUCCUGCAUAAUACAUAGCAAUGAUGAGAUUUAAAAGAGGAAUAUGUCCAGCCGAGCUUUCUACGAUGCAUCUGGUUGCAGUGGCUGAGUUCAAGAAGGUUUUAGACUCGUAUUAUAAAACAGUAAAAGAGCUUCUUUUUUUGUGGUUUGAACAUGUAAGUCUGCAACGCCUAGGCUGCAAAGCUAAUGGUGAAAAGGAUGAGAGAUAUACAGAGGAUAUGAAUGUGAUGUGGCAUGUAAUUACUGUACUUGAAUUCUAUAGCUAGACAUGGUCAUUUCUUUUUUCUCUUCACUAGAAGUCAUGUACGAGCGUAAUCAUCUAGCUGAUUUCAUUGUUUUUUCCUAAAGUAAUCUAUUAUUAAUUUCUUUGCCAA
Molecule: messenger RNA, 7113 nt
Organism: Tripterygium wilfordii
Lineage: Eukaryota; Viridiplantae; Streptophyta; Magnoliopsida; Celastrales; Celastraceae
Exons: 10
Coding region: 74-6448 (2124 amino acids)
Biological process (GO): ribosome biogenesis
Cellular component (GO): nucleolus
Source: RefSeq, a predicted model, not a curated record